Pezoporus flaviventris is the source of this 999-nucleotide messenger RNA. It is a transcript of the gene ATOH1, whose product is annotated as atonal bHLH transcription factor 1. The record is from RefSeq and is a predicted model, not a curated record. Lineage: Eukaryota; Metazoa; Chordata; Aves; Psittaciformes; Psittacidae. Gene Ontology annotation, molecular function: protein dimerization activity. The transcript has a single exon. The coding region runs from base 1 to 876 and encodes 291 amino acids.
AUGAGCCUGCCGCGGGGCGCGUGGGCCGAGGACGCGCGGGAGCGCGGGGCGCCAGAGCCGGCGUCGGAGCCCGGCGGGUGCGGGUUCGGCGCGGGCUGGCUGGGCGUGUGCUGCGCCGCGCGCCUGCCCGCCGCCUCGCCGCGCUACCUGAUGCCCUCCGCCGAGGAGGAGGAGGAGGACGCGGCCGAGCUGGUGGGCGGCGCGGCGCGGGGCGGCGGGAGCAGCCCCGGCGUGGCGCGCGGGGCAGCGGCGGCAGUGGGUGGCGGGCGGCCGCGGGGCGGCGGCGGACCCGGUCUGCGGGCGCAGGUGAGCGGCGUGCAGAAGCAGCGGCGGCUGGCGGCCAACGCGCGGGAGCGGCGGCGGAUGCACGGGCUGAACCACGCCUUCGACCAGCUGCGCAAUGUCAUCCCCUCCUUCAACAACGACAAGAAGCUCUCCAAGUACGAGACGCUGCAGAUGGCGCAGAUCUACAUCAGCGCCCUAGCCGAGCUGCUGCACAGCCCCGCAGGCACCCCUGACACCCCCGGCAAACCCGAGCACCGCGGGGCUCCCUUCGAGCCGCCCUGCGCUGCCGGGGCCGGGCCGCCGCCGGCACAGCCGCCGGGGCCCCCCAGAGCCUCGCCUCCCGGUCACGGCAGGACUCGCUUUCCCCCUCCGCCGUCAGCGGGUGGGUACUCGGUGCAGCUCGACCCGCUGCACUUCCCCUCCUUUAGCGACGGCGCCCUGCUGGGACAGAGAGCCCCUUCCCCCGCCCUCCUCAUGCCUCAACCCGGGCAGCCGCCGCAGGAGAGGAGCAAAACGUCGCCCCGGUCCCACAGGAGCGACGGGGAGUUCUCCCCCCGCUCCCACUACAGCGACUCGGACGAGGCCAGCUAGGGCAGGGGCGCCGACCCCAGCACCUCCCGGGCGCCCCUCUGGGCACGGACUCCGCCGCGCGGUGGAGCGGCCAUCCAGGAGGCAUCGGCUGCCUUCGGGCACUGUGAGAUGCUCCCGGCUUGU